UUCUAGAAUGGAGGUCAAAACAUAUCUGCAGAGAAACCAAAUCAACAUACAGGAUGAUAUUUUGGAGAGUCUAUCACCGUUUGAGAAGAAAUUAUGUGAGAAUCUCACCAGAAUAGAAAUAAGAGGAAAGAGGGGUCGGAAAGUUCCAAUAUUGUUACCAGCAAAUGUAAAGGAAUCAGUAGAACUUCUAAUCAAAACAAGAGAAGAUGCUGGGAUUUCUCAAGCUAAUCCUUACAUAUUUGCCCGUCCCAAUUAUGGAUCACUAGAGAACAUGCGUGGAUGUGACAGCUUAAAGCGAUAUGCUAAAAGCUGUGGGGCUAAACAUCCAGAGAACAUCACUUCUACUAAAUUGAGAAAACAUGUGGCUACAGUUUCUCAGUUACUCAACUUAAAAACACAUGAACUUGACCAGCUUGCCACAUUUAUGGGACAUGACAUCGAUGUCCAUAGGGAGUUUUAUAGACUCCCUGAAGAAACGUUGCAAAUGGCAAAAGUCAGCAGAAUUCUUUUUGCCUUGCAAAGUGGAAUAAGCAAAUAUAAAGGACAAUCUUUGGAGGACAUAACACCUAACAUAAACUCUGAAGAGGGCUCCAGCUCAGACUCAGAGGAUGGUAAUUCUAAAAAACAGACAAGCCGAGGCGAAAAUGCUGACAAAGAGAAAGAUCUUUCUGAAAUUAGGGAUCUCGACUCUGGAAAGGCUGCAGCCUCUCGUGAGGUGAUUGGACAUAUGAGUAAUCCACUAUUGUCCUUCAAUCAAAAACGAAAACCCAAAAAGCCCUGGUCAGAAACAGAGAGGAAAGUCAUAGAACACUAUUUCAAGAGCAACUUUAAAGAAAUGAAGGCUCCUGGAAAAGUGGACUGUGAAAAAUGCUUAAAGAAAAAUACAAUUUUAAAGGAUAAUGGAAGAGAUUGGAAAGCAGUUAAAUACUUUGUGCACAACAGAAUAAUUUCGAUUAAGAGGAAUUUGACUCAAGGGUAUCAUGCUCUAUAUCCCUGAGAGCUUGUGAUGUGGACUAUCAGUGUUGAGUCAUUACUGUAAUAGUCUAUGUAAAUGGAGCAUUAGUGUGUCAAAUAAUUGAUAUUAGCUUAUUUUAGAUGCAUGUCUAAACUUUUCAAGCAACAAAGUCUAUUCUGCUUGGGCCUCUCAGUUAUUGAAUGCCUUGUUAAGACUUUGGUUUUAGCCACUUUAAAAUUUUACAAAUUUCUUUAUUUUACCUUUAAUACCACUUUUUUUUCUUUUACCAAACUUCAUAUGUUUAUUGUGAUUUUAAAUUUACAGAAAGUGAAUGCAACUUAUUUGAAAAGUAUUACAGAAAAAAAAUAUUAAUAGUAUUAUUUAAUGUUAUUGAUUUUAUUGUUGUCAACCUGUAGCCUGGAGCCACUUAUCACUGAGGGUGGAA
Danio aesculapii is the source of this 1400-nucleotide messenger RNA. RefSeq lists its product as uncharacterized. Gene Ontology annotation, biological process: DNA integration; DNA recombination. The transcript has 4 exons. The coding region runs from base 8 to 997 and encodes 329 amino acids. The record is from RefSeq and is a predicted model, not a curated record. Gene Ontology annotation, molecular function: DNA binding. Lineage: Eukaryota; Metazoa; Chordata; Actinopteri; Cypriniformes; Danionidae.